UAUAGUACGAUACCAAAUGAUAAUCCCUAAUCCACACUUUGCUUUUUGAAGUCAGAUCUCGACCACUCCGUCCCCGUCUUCUGUACCGAUCCUUUCUCUCUCUCUCUACAAUUAUUGAAGAUGGAAAAGGGGAAAGGAGUGCUGGGAAGUCGAAAAUGGGCCGUCGAAUUCACCGACAACUCAUCCACCCGCGACAUUCUCGACCCACCCGGCUUCACUCGCGCAUCUCCUGAUCAAGACGAUUCAUCUCUAACUCGCCAAAAGAAAGACGCAGAAGCAAACUGGAAGUCUCAGAAAGCAUGGGAAGUAGCCCAAGCCCCUUUCAAGAACCUCAUGAUGAUGGGGUUCAUGAUGUGGAUGGCCGGUAACACUGUCCAUUUGUUCAGCAUCGGCAUUACGUUUUCCGCUCUUUGGCAGCCCUUAAGUGCCCUUCAAGGUGUCGGUAAGGUUUUCGAGCCUUACAAGGAUAAUAAAGUGGACCUUCUUGCACCCAAGUUGCUAUAUAUUGCCUUAAAUUUGGGGGGUAUGUUGCUUGGUGUUUGGAAGUUGAAUUCGUUGGGUCUUCUUCCGACUCAUGCGUCUGAUUGGGUUUCGUCUUUAUCCCCUGCACACGAGGUCGAGUUUUCGGGUGGAGGCGCUGCCCUGUAUUGAAACCGUCGUCGAUUUUUAGUUUAUGACUUUUUGAGUUUUUAGGAUCUGGUCUAUGUAUCAGGUCUGAACUUUUUAAUUAGUGUGAUCUGAACUAUUUAGCAUUUUUAUUCUGCAAAUUGUAACAUUAUUUUGCAUUUGAUGAAACUAUGGCCGUAAGCGAACCAAACGAAAACCUU
This is a messenger RNA of Helianthus annuus (common sunflower), 827 nucleotides long. Its product is annotated as ER membrane protein complex subunit 4. The transcript is spliced from 2 exons. Gene Ontology annotation, cellular component: EMC complex. The record is from RefSeq and is a predicted model, not a curated record. Lineage: Eukaryota; Viridiplantae; Streptophyta; Magnoliopsida; Asterales; Asteraceae. Gene Ontology annotation, biological process: protein folding in endoplasmic reticulum. Bases 121 to 651 code for a protein of 176 amino acids.